AUGGCUACUGCUGAAGGUCUUCCUCGCGCACAUGAUCGCAAUGGUCGCCGUCGCCCAUUCUCGAGCUGGAUGAAACGUCUCGCCAGUCUCAAGAGCUCCUCCGACUCAGGAAGCCAUCGCUGGUCCCACAAACGACACACAAAUACCAAGGGCAAGAAGAGCAACGGUCAAGGCAACAAUCCGUACCCGCUGUCCGGGAAUAUUAACCGCCCAAACAACAAUGACUCGUAUUCCGAGGCUGGGGAUCGCGAUGGACAAGGCUCACGCUCGCGAAGUGAUCCGUCGCUGGUUUAUUCCGCCUACGAGAAUCAAAUUCAUGCGACAAGUGGCGCGAAAUCGAAUGCCCCGACUGUUUCGACCAAUGGCGACACCGCGAUCUCCGACACUGGAUACUCCAAGGCGGGCACAUUGGCAACUGGUGGCGGAGAGAUCAGCACCCAAGGUGGAGGAGAAGGGAGCACAUUUUCGUCACCUGCGCCUUCAGUUCGAUCGUUGACUACAACCUUGACAACGGUGCAAUCGGCGGCGCCGUCCACCCAACUAUACCCUGCGCCGAACGCACAACAAGGUCACUCACAUGGCAAUUCGACUCAGGGCUCCACAAACCAACAAAUUCAAUUCUCACACCAGUUCCCGAGCUCUUCAUGGCCUGCCACUGCUGUGCCGCCGCACCUCGUACCCCAAAACCAACCAAUGACCUACAACACCGCCACAGCCAACAAUGUCCUGACGGAUAAUGCUUCGAUUCUCACUCUGGCGAGCUCGUCCAAGCGACGUCGUCGUAACUCCCUAGACACUAAUGCUUCUGUUCUCGAAGCAUCCAAUACAUCGGCCUUCAAUGCACAGGGUGUUCUCACCCGUCCAAGUGUUGUUGGAUUGGCUAGCGCUGAGCGUAUCAGCGUUUACUCGUCAUCGGGUACAGCUCCCAUGGUGGGCGGUGCCGGAGAACGCGGCAGCCACUACACAGGAAAGCAGAACACUGGCACCGGGGACGGAGCAAGUAUUCGCAGUGGUGCGCCUUCUCAUGGUCGGAAUGAUAGUACCGCUGCGAGCAUUACCGGCGUUACUAGCCCUCUUGCUAUGGCAUCUGGCCGCGUUAGUCGUCGGAGCUCUGGAUGGGGAGAGAUUACUGGCGAUGAGGAGGAUAAGGGGAGCGAGGUGAAGGAGCAGAGGACAAGACUGCGGUCUGUCCUGAAGAGAGGCAUGAGGACGUUUUUGACGAAGAACCGAAGAUGA
Molecule: messenger RNA, 1236 nt
Organism: Penicillium cosmopolitanum
Lineage: Eukaryota; Fungi; Ascomycota; Eurotiomycetes; Eurotiales; Aspergillaceae
Exons: 3
Coding region: 1-1236 (411 amino acids)
Source: RefSeq, a predicted model, not a curated record